AUGGCAAUGCUUUCAACACCUUUUCGUGUUGGUAGAAUUCGAAACCGUUAUGUUUCUCUGGGGGAUACGAGUAAUGCAAGCAGCUCUGCAAAUGGUCUCAAGAAAGUGGAUGUUUCCAGUGGCAGAGCCAUGUUAUGCCGUGAUACAGGGUUGUUUUCCUUGCGGCUAAAUCCAUGUACAAAAUGGAAUUUUCCGGUGGUUAGAAAUCAGGUUUCAGCAGACUCUAGUGUAUGUCGAUAUAUUAUGGAGGAGAAUUUGAGUCAUAUAGAAGAGAGUGACAGUGUCAUUCCUCCAAAAGAUUCUAAUAACGGAGCUUACAAGUUUGUGAAGAGUUUGAUAAGGAAAUCAAAUCGUCUUAGUGUCGUGCAAGAGCUCUUUGCUCUUUCUUUACCUGCAAUUGGAGGACAAGCAUUUGAUCCCUUAGCACAACUGGUGGAGACAGCAUAUAUUGGUAGUUUUGGUCCUUUGGAGAUGGCUGCUGCCGGUGUUUCUGUCUCCAUCUUCAACGUUAUAUCGAAGCUAUUCAAUAUUCCUCUUCUUGGUGUUGCAACUUCAUUUGUGGCCCAAGACAUCUCAAAAAAUGCAAUGAAUGAGUACUCUGAUUCAGAUGGGGUCUUCAAGAAAGAAAGUAAAAACAGUAGACGGCCGAUUGAAGUUCUUGAGAAAAAACAAUUAGCAUCAGUAUCUACUGCAAUACUAUUAGCUGUUGGAAUCGGUAUCUUUGAGGCACUAGCGUUAUAUGUUGGAGCCGGAUCUUUUCUAAAUAUGAUGGGCAUUUCGUCAGCUUCAUCUAUGAGAAUUCCAGCAGAAAGAUUUAUAAAACUUAGGGCAAUUGGUGCCCCUGCAGCCGUCCUUUCUCUAGCUCUACAGGGCGUCUUUCGUGGUUUUAUGGAUACGAAGACUCCAUUGUUCUGUGUAGGAGUUGGCAAUGCUAUAGCUAUAUUCUUGUUUCCAUUGCUGACAUAUACGUUUCGCCUGGGUGUAAUUGGUUCCAUCAUUGCCAACGUUUCAUCUCAGUAUAUUGUUGCCAUUUUGAAGAUCUGGUUUAUUAGUAAGAGGGUUGUGUUAUUGCCACUUAAGAUGGAAAAUCUGCAGUUUGCUGGCUACGCAAAAUCUGUUGGUUUUCUUUUUGGGAGGACCGUAGGUUCGCUUGGGGCUGUGAUACUGGGGGCAUCCAUGGCUGCUCGUCAAGCACCAAUUCAUAUGGCAGCUCAUCAAAUAUGUUACCAAGUGUGGUUAGCAGUAUCUCUCCUUGCAGAUGCCAUUGCUUCAUCAGCUCAGGCUAUGAUUGCAAGUUCCUACUCAGAAGGUGACUUCGGUCGAGUGAAAGAAAUAACGUUUCUCGUUUUGAAGACAGGACUAGUUAUGGGUCUUGCCUUAACUAUCAUACUGGGAGCAUCUUUUGAUAAAAUUGCAUUGUUAUCCACCAACGACGCAGAAGUCCUAGCAAUCGCUCGAUCUGGGAUACUGUUUGUUUGUGCCAGUCAGCCGCUCAACGCUUUAGCUUUCAUUUGCGAUGGUCUCCAUUUCGGUGUCUCGGAUUUUCAAUAUGCAGCUCAUUCUAUGAUAUUGAUUGGAGUUGUAACUUCUGCAUUUUUGCUCUAUGCUCCUUCUGUUUAUGGUCUCUCCGGAGUUUGGAUGGGUUUGAGCCUUUUCAUGGGUUUGCGUAUGCUGGCAGGUUUUACUAGAUUUAUGUCCAAGUCUGGUCCAUGGUGGUUCUUGCACAAGGACUUCCAUAAUACUAAAGUCAAUGUAAAUUAGAGUUGUAGCUUUCAUCAACCAUUCAUAGCUUUAUACACUGCAAAAAUGUGCAAAUGCCUAGUCUCC
Molecule: messenger RNA, 1827 nt
Organism: Papaver somniferum (opium poppy)
Lineage: Eukaryota; Viridiplantae; Streptophyta; Magnoliopsida; Ranunculales; Papaveraceae
Product: protein DETOXIFICATION 45, chloroplastic-like
Exons: 13
Coding region: 1-1761 (586 amino acids)
Biological process (GO): transmembrane transport
Cellular component (GO): membrane
Molecular function (GO): antiporter activity; xenobiotic transmembrane transporter activity
Source: RefSeq, a predicted model, not a curated record